CCUCACUUAACCUUGUCUUCACGCAACGCAAUCAAGUUAUCUUCUUUCAACUAGUUUUCAAAAUGUCUUCUUACCAAACCCAUCAAUCCGUCACGUUUGAGAUCUGAAUUCCACAAAGUUUUGAUGGUUGACUAAAUUCUCAUCUGAAAAAAAAGAAAGAAAAGAUAGAUAGCUCAGAACAGAAGAACUCUCUGAGAGAUUGUCAUUCCAAAGAAGAGUUCAAAAAAGUGUCAACUUCAUAAGGUAGUUAUCAUGAGUACAGAUGUAGCUCAGGCCAAUUCAAAUGGAAAUGUAAAAUUAUCUUCAUCAUCAUCAUCAUCAUCUUCAUCUAAUGAAGAACAGGAAAAGAUUAAUGAAGUGAGAAGGUCAUUAGGACCAUUGAAAGGUGCUUUAGCGGCUUACUGUACCGAUGCAUCAAUUGCUAGAUAUCUUAGGGCUAGGAACUGGCAUGUCAAGAAAGCAACUAAAAUGCUAAAGCAAACCUUGAAAUGGAGGUCUGAAUACAAGCCGGAGGAAAUUCGCUGGGAACACAUUGCUAAUGAAGCUGCGACAGGGAAAAUUUACAGAUUGAAUCAAGUUGACAAGUAUGGAAGAACUGUUCUUGUCCUGAGACCUUCUAGCGAGAACUCAAAGUCAACAAAAGGGAAAAUUCGGUAUUUUGUAUAUUGCAUGGAGAAUGCAAUUCUGAAUCUGGCAGAAAGCCAGGAGCAGAUGGUCUGGCUCAUUGAUUUCCAUGGAUUCAAUAUGUCACACAUAUCUGUGAAUGUAACACGAGAGACGGCUAUUGUCUUACAAAAUCAUUACCCAGAGAGGUUGGGUGUUGCAAUCCUAUAUAACCCACCAAAGUUCUUCGAACCCUUUUGGAUGAUUGUGAAACCCUUUCUAGAGCCCAAGACUCAGAAAAAGGUGAAGUUUGUAUACUCUGACGACCCCAAUAGAAAGAAGAUAAUGGAGGACCUAUUCGACAUGGAUGAUCUUGAGUCCUCAUUUGGAGGAAACAAACAAGUGUGUUUCAAUAUUAGUGAGUACUCUGAGAGAAUGAAAGAAGAAGAAAAGAAGAUGCCUGCAUUUUGGUCAACAGAGAUCUCCCCUGUCACAGCACAACAACAACCAACCUCAGAACCAACUCCGCCUACUGAUCCUGUCAACGUAGUUUCAGAUUCGGGUGAGUCCGAUAAAGAACAAACCAAGACCACUUCAGCUCGUGAAGUUGAAUCAAUACAUAUCUCACCAGAGAACAAUUUGCCAGAUGUGGUGCAUGAGUGUUCCGUCGACGGUGAAAAGCAAGGACAUUCUGCUGAAGGGAUCAGCAAAAUUGAUCAAGAAAUUAUUGAAGUAAAGUGAGCUAAUAAUGGGUCGGGUGGUCUCAACUCUUUUUAACUGAUGUUUGAAAGAUAAGCUUUAAAAUCAAAUUGAGAAGAGAAAAAAAGAAAGAAAGUGUUAUUCUCUUUCUGUAGAAUUGUCUUGUUUUAGGCAUUGUAACAAAUCGGCUGUUUGUUCUUGCUUUUUAAAAGUGUGAUUUAUAACACAAUUUGCAUUUCUUGGAGAUAUAAA
Papaver somniferum (opium poppy) is the source of this 1554-nucleotide messenger RNA. RefSeq names its product phosphatidylinositol transfer protein 3-like. The record is from RefSeq and is a predicted model, not a curated record. The transcript is spliced from 6 exons. NCBI's taxonomy places the organism in Eukaryota, Viridiplantae, Streptophyta, Magnoliopsida, Ranunculales, Papaveraceae. Gene Ontology annotation, molecular function: phosphatidylinositol transfer activity. The coding region runs from base 253 to 1344 and encodes 363 amino acids.